GGGGAGGGGCGGGGGGAGGGGGGCUGGGAAAGUUGAGGCCGCGCUGCCGCCGGGUCUCCGGCCUUGAGGGCUCGGGCUCGCAGCGGCUGCGGUGGCCGCAAAAAGAGGCAGCGGGGGCGGGGGGAGAGGAGGGCCUGGGCCCGCGCUCCCCCAGCCCCGGAGGAGCAGGCGGUGGCCGCGGACGGAGAGAUUCGCCCAGACGGUCAGACACUCCUGCCUUCCCCUCCUGGGAUCAUGACCCAGGCGGGGGUCGCCGCCGUCGCCGCCGCCACCGCGGCCGAGACCGCGCAGCCGGCGGUAAGAAGAAAGCAUAACCCAUAGACCAUCUUCUGGCAGAAGAUGAUACAUUUGGAUCAGAAACGGGAGGCAUUGGAAGCCAGGAAUCAAAAGUGAAGAAACUCUGCAAGCCCUUAGGUUCCUAUUACUGUAACCAUGCCAGAAAUGACAGAGAAUGAGACGCCUACAAAAAAGCAGCACAGAAAGAAAAACCGGGAGACACACAAUGCAGUGGAGAGGCAUAGAAAGAAGAAAAUCAAUGCUGGGAUAAACAGAAUAGGAGAGCUGAUCCCAUGUUCUCCUGCCCUGAAGCAGAGCAAGAAUAUGAUCCUGGACCAAGCCUUUAAAUAUAUAACAGAAUUGAAAAGGCAAAAUGAUGAACUCCUGCUUAAUGGAGGAAACAAUGAACAAGCUGAAGAAAUAAAAAAGCUACGGAAACAACUGGAAGAAAUCCAAAAAGAAAAUGGCCGAUAUAUUGAAUUACUGAAAGCUAAUGACAUAUGCUUAUAUGAUGACCCCACAAUUCACUGGAAAGGAAAUCUUAAAAACUCAAAGGUCUCUGUUGUUAUUCCUAGUGACCAGGUUCAAAAAAAUAUUAUUGUUUAUUCCAACGGGAAUCAGCCUGGUGGAAACAGCCAGGGAACAGCUGUUCAGGGGAUAACUUUUAAUGUUAGUCAUAAUUUACAAAAGCAGACCGCCAAUGUGGUGCCAGUACAGAGGACUUGCAAUCUUGUGACUCCUGUAUCUAUUUCUGGAGUUUACCCUUCUGAAAACAAGCCAUGGCAUCAGACCACAGUUCCUGCAUUGGCUACCAACCAGCCUGUUCCUCUUUGUCUUCCUGCUGCCAUUUCUGCUCAGAGUAUUCUCGAGCUUCCCACAUCUGAAAGCGAAUCAAAUGUGCUUGGUGCCACUAGUGGCUCACUGAUUGCUGUUUCAAUUGAAUCUGAGCCUCACCAACAUCAUUCUUUGCACACAUGUCUAAAUGAUCAAAAUUCUUCUGAAAAUAAGAAUGGACAAGAGAACCCCAAAGUAUUGAAGAAAAUGACCCCUUGUGUUACAAACAUCCCCCACAGCUCCUCAGCAACUGCCACUAAAGUGCACCAUGGAAACAAGUCCUGCAUGAGCAUACAGGACUUCAGAGGUGAUUUUCAAAACACUUUUGUUGUUUCAGUUACCACCACAGUCUGCUCGCAGCCUCCCAGAACUGCAGGUGAUUCUUCUCCAAUGAGCAUUAGUAAGAGUGCAGACUUGACAAGUACAGCUACAGUGGUGGCAUCAUCUGCCCCUGGAGUAGGGAAGGCCACCAUUCCUAUAAGCACUCUUUCGGGAAACCCUUUGGACAAUGGUUGGACUCUUUCUUGUUCUUUGCCUUCUUCAAGUGUUAGUACUUCAGAUUUGAAAAACAUUAAUAGCCUUACACGAAUUUCUUCAGCUGGAAACACACAGACAACGUGGACUACUUUGCAACUGGCAGGAAACACUAUUCAGCCCUUAAGCCAGACACCAUCUUCUGCUGUGACUCCAGUAUUAAAUGAGUCUGGUACUAGCCCCACCACAAGCAACCACAGUAGACAUGUGGCUACAGACAUCAACUUGAAUAAUUCCUUUCCAGCAGAUGGGCAGCCAGUUGAGCAAGUAGUUGUAACAUUGCCUUCUUGUCCAUCUUUACCUAUGCAGCCACUAAUUGCCCAGCCACAAGUUAAAUCUCAGCCUCCCAAAAAUAUCCUUCCACUGAAUUCAGCAAUGCAAGUGAUUCAGAUGGCUCAGCCAGUUGGGUCAGCUGUUAAUGCAGCUCCAACUAAUCAAAAUGUUAUAAUUCUUCAGCCACCUAGCACCACCCCAUGCCCAACAGUGAUGAGGGCAGAAGUUCCCAACCAAACAGUAGGUCAACAGAUAGUAAUCAUACAGGCUGCUAAUCAGAAUCCUUUGCCACUCCUCCCUGCUCCACCUCCUGGUUCUGUUCGACUCCCCAUCAAUGGAGCCAAUACUGUAAUAGGGUCUAAUAAUUCAGUGCAAAAUGUUCCAACACCACAGACUUUUGGAGGAAAGCAUCUUGUCCACAUAUUACCAAGACCUUCAUCUUUAUCAGCGUCUAACUCAACACAAACUUUUUCUGUUACCAUGUCAAACCAACAGCCUCAAACCAUUUCUUUAAAUGGACAGCUCUUUGCUUUGCAGCCUGUGAUGUCUUCAUCAGGAACUACAAAUCAAACCCCUAUGCAAAUUAUUCAACCCACCACCAGCGAAGAUCCAAAUACCAAUGUUGCCCUGAAUACAUUUGGUGCUUUGGCCAGCCUCAAUCAAAGCAUAUCACAGAUGGCUGGGCAAAGCUGUGUACAAUUGUCUAUUAGCCAGCCUGCCAAUUCUCAAACUGCUGCAAAUAGUCAAACCACUACAGCUAACUGUGUUUCAUUAACAACAACUGCAGCACCUCCUGUGACAACAGAUAGUUCAGCCACACUAGCUAGUACUUAUAAUCUAGUGAGUACUUCCUCAAUGAACACUGUUGCUUGUUUGCCUAACAUGAAACCUAAAAGGUUGAAUAAGAAGCCAGGUGGCAGGAAACACUUAGCAGCAAACAAGUCAGCGUGUCCCCUGAAUUCAGUCAGAGAUGUGAGCAAGUUAGACUGCCCCAACACUGAAGGCUCAGCAGAGCCACCCUGUAAUGAUGGACUGCUAGAAAGCUUCCCUGCUGUGUUACCAUCUGUCUCUGUGUCCCAGGCAAAUAGUGUGAGUGUUUCUGCUUCACAUUCUUUGGGUGUUCUAAGCUCUGAAUCAUUAAUACCUGAGUCUGUAUCGAAAUCUAAGUCAGCAGAAAAGUCCAGCCCACCCUCCCAAGAAUCUGUAACAAGUGAACAUUUUGCAAUGGUCGCAGCAAAAUCCAAAGAUUCUACCCCUAAUCUACAACAAGAGACAUCUCAGGAUAAACCACCAAGUAGUUUAGCAUUAUCAGAUGCUGCCAAACCCUGCGCUUCAGCCAAUGUAUUGAUUCCAUCUCCAAGUGAUCCUCACAUUUUGGUUUCUCAGGUUCCUGGUUUGUCAUCUACAACAAGCACUACAAGUACUGACUGUGUUUCUGAGGUAGAAAUCAUUGCUGAACCUUGCAGAGUUGAGCAAGAUUCAUCAGAUACAAUGCAAACCACAGGUCUCUUAAAAGGGCAAGGUUUAACUACAUUGCUAUCUGAUCUUGCUAAAAAAAAAAACCCUCAGAAAUCAUCUCUUUCUCAUCAGAUGGAUCAUCCUGACUUUUCUUCAGAAAAUCCUAAAAUAGUUGAUUCAAGUGUGAAUUUACAUCCUAAACAGGAGCUAUUACUGAUGAACAACGAUGAUAGAGAUCCUCCACAGCAUCAUUCCUGCCUCCCUGAUCAAGAGGUUAUUAAUGGUUCUUUGAUCACCGGUAGACAGGCCGACUCUCCCAUGUCAACCAGCUCUGGCAGUAGUCGUAGUUUCUCAGUUGCAUCCAUGCUUCCUGAAACAACAAGAGAAGAUGUGACCAGCAAUGCAACAACUAAUACAUGUGACAGCUGUACCUUUGUAGAGCAAACUGAUAUAGUAGCUCUUGCAGCAAGAGCUAUUUUUGACCAGGAGAACCUUGAGAAGGGAAGAGUUGGCCUCCAGGCUGAUAUAAGGGAAGUUGCUUCAAAGCCUUCUGAAGCAUCAUUGUUAGAGGGAGACCCACCCUUCAAAUCACAGAUACCUAAAGAGAGUGGCACAGGACAGGCAGAAGCAACACCAAAUGAAUUUAAUUCUCAGGGUUCAAUUGAAGCAACUAUGGAGAGGCCCCUUGAGAAACCAAGUUGUUCUCUAGGAAUUAAAACAUCAAAUGCAUCUUUACAGGAUUCAACUUCCCAGCCACCAAGCAUCACCAGUUUAAGUGUGAAUAAUCUUAUCCAUCAGAGCAGCAUCAGCCAUCCUCUGGCCAGCUGUGCGGGUUUAUCCCCAACUUCAGAGCAAACAACUGUGCCUGCAACGGUUAAUCUGACCGUUUCAUCUAGCUCCUAUGGCAGUCAACCUCCUGGACCAUCUCUGAUGACUGAAUAUUCCCAAGAACAGCUAAAUACUAUGACUAGUACCAUACCAAAUUCACAGAUUCAAGAGCCACUCUUAAAGCCAAGCCAUGAAAGCCGUAAGGAUUCUGCUAAGCGUGCUGUCCAGGAUGACCUUUUACUGUCUUCAGCUAAACGUCAAAAGCACUGUCAGCCAGCCCCCCUCAGGCUUGAAAGUAUGUCCCUGAUGAGCAGAACUCCAGACACCAUUUCUGACCAAACUCAAAUGAUGGUCAGUCAGAUCCCUCCUAAUUCUUCAAACUCAGUUGUGCCUGUUAGCAACCCAGCUCAUGGAGAUGGCCUUACACGAUUAUUUCCACCUAGUAACAACUUUGUGACUCCUGCAUUGAGGCAAACUGAAGUUCAGUGUGGUUCUCAGCCUUCAGUUGCUGAACAGCAGCAAACCCAGGCAAGUCAGCAUCUACAGGCCCUGCAGCAGCAUGUUCCAGCUCAAGGUGUAUCUCACCUUCAUAGUAACCAUCUCUACAUAAAGCAGCAGCAGCAGCAGCAGCAACAACAACAACAACAAGCAGGGCAGUUAAGAGAGAGGCAUCACUUAUAUCAAAUGCAGCAUCAUGUACCUCAUGCAGAGAGCUCUGUCCACUCUCAGCCCCAUAAUGUCCACCAACAGAGGACUCUGCAACAGGAAGUUCAGAUGCAGAAAAAGAGGAAUCUUGUUCAGGGCACCCAGACCUCUCAGCUUUCCUUACAACCAAAGCACCAUGGAACUGACCAAUCCCGAUCCAAGAGUGGCCAGCCACAUCCCCACCAUCAGCAGAUGCAGCAACAAAUGCAGCAACACUUUGGAAGCUCCCAGACAGAGAAGAGCUGUGAAAACCCUUCAACUAGUCGGAACCAUCAUAACCAUCCCCAGAACCAUCUCAGUCAAGAUAUUAUGCACCAACAGCAGGAUGUUGGAAGCAGACAGCAAGGUUCAGGGGUUUCAUCUGAACAUGUAUCUGGCCAUAAUCCAAUGCAGAGGCUUUUGACAUCAAGAGGCUUAGAGCAGCAAAUGGUGUCCCAACCAAGUAUUGUGACUAGAUCUUCAGACAUGACCUGUACUCCACACAGGCCAGAGAGAAAUAGAGUUUCAAGUUAUUCUGCUGAGGCACUCAUUGGAAAGACAUCUUCUAAUUCAGAGCAGAGAAUGGGGAUAUCAAUUCAGGGUUCCAGAGUUUCAGAUCAGCUUGAAAUGAGAAGCUAUCUUGAUGUUCCCAGAAAUAAGAGUUUGGCUAUUCAUAAUAUGCAGGGUCGUGUGGACCAUACUGUAGCCUCAGAUAUCCGCCUUUCUGAUUGUCAGACGUUUAAACCAAGUGGAGCUAGUCAACAGCCCCAGAGUAAUUUUGAAGUACAAUCUUCAAGAAACAAUGAAAUAGGUAACCCUGUAUCAUCAUUGCGGAGUAUGCAGUCCCAGGCUUUUCGAAUUAGUCAAAACACUGGCCCCCCACCAAUUGACCGUCAAAAGAGAUUACCUUACCCACCAGUUCAGAGCAUCCCAACAGGAAAUGGUAUUCCAUCAAGGGACAGUGAAAAUACUUGUCACCAAAGUUUCAUGCAGAGCUUACUUGCCCCUCACCUCAGUGAUCAGGUCAUUGGGAGCCAGAGGUCACUCUCAGAACAUCAGAGGAAUACACAGUGUGGUCCAUCCUCUGCAAUUGAAUAUAAUUGUCCCCCAACUCAUGAAAAUGUCCAUAUUAGAAGAGAGAGUGAGAGUCAGAAUAGGGAAAGUUGUGACAUGUCGUUAGGUGCAAUUAACACCAGGAACAGCACCUUGAAUAUUCCUUUUUCAAGUUCCUCUUCCUCAGGAGAUAUUCAAGGUCGAAACACAAGCCCCAAUGUUUCUGUACAGAAAUCCAAUCCCAUGAGGAUUACUGAGAGUCAUGCCACCAAGGGCCACAUGAACCCUCCAGUCACAACCAACAUGCAUGGGGUUGCAAGGCCAGCGUUGCCACAUCCAUCUGUGUCUCAUGGAAAUGGCGAUCAAGGCCCUGCUGUACGUCAAGCUAAUUCUUCAGUUCCCCAGAGAUCAAGGCAUCCCCUGCAAGACAGCAGUGGUUCCAAAAUUCGUCAGCCUGAAAGGAAUCGUUCUGGAAACCAAAGGCAAAGUACUGUCUUUGAUCCAAGUCUUCCCCAUCUUCCUCUCUCUACUGGUGGCAGUAUGAUUCUUGGACGUCAACAACCUGCCACAGAGAAGAGAGGAAGUAUUGUUCGUUUCAUGCCUGAUAGCCCACAAGUACCUAAUGAUAAUUCAGGUCCUGACCAGCAUACACUAUCACAAAAUUUUGGUUUUUCUUUUAUUCCUGAGGGUGGCAUGAAUCCACCAAUAAAUGCUAAUGCUUCUUUCAUUCCACAGGUUACUCAGCCUAGUGCCACUCGAACUCCAGCCCUCAUCCCGGUAGAUCCGCAAAAUACUCUGCCCUCCUUCUAUCCUCCAUACUCUCCUGCUCAUCCUACACUGUCCAAUGAUAUUUCAAUCCCCUAUUUUCCUAAUCAGAUGUUCUCAAAUCCUAGCACAGAGAAGGUAAACAGUGGAAGUUUAAAUAACCGAUUUGGAUCAAUUUUAUCUCCUCCCAGACCUGUUGGGUUUGCUCAGCCAAGUUUUCCUCUUCUCCCAGAUAUGCCACCAAUGCACAUGACCAACUCUCACUUAUCCAAUUUUAAUAUGACAUCUUUGUUUCCAGAAAUAGCUACAGCGCUUCCUGAUGGCUCAGCAAUGUCACCUUUGCUUACAAUAGCAAAUUCCUCUGCCUCUGACUCUUCCAAGCAGUCCUCAAACAGACCUGCCCAUAACAUAAGCCAUAUUCUAGGUCAUGAUUGCAGUUCAGCUGUUUAAAUGCUGAUAAACGAAAUGUAAAGGUAAUGAGUGAGAUUACAAAUGUAUUUGUGCGUGCAUGCGCACAGACAUGUACAUGAAGAGAAGGAUUGUGUGUGUGUGUCUGUAUGAUCAGUUUUCAGUUAUCUUCUGAAUGUAGGGAAGCCAUGUCAGAUGCAGAUACUGGGUUGUCAGAAAACAAGUUAUCUUUCGUUUUCAACUGCAUGGUGUACUUUUUUAUUUUCCAAGUAGAUUUACAUUUCCAAGUUGAUAUUUCCUAAAUACUAAUUAGCUGGAAAUUGGGGGAGAUCAUCUUGUCAUGUACUGGGUAGUAGGAGGGAGCCUAGACUUUAAACUUGAUUGUUGAUAACUUAUGGAAUAUGUAGGUAAGUUGCUACUGAAAAAUAUAGGCAGCUUGAUAAAACACAGUGGCUAAGUGCUGGCUAAUGUCAGCAUCUAGAACAGCUUCUUACCUAUGACAGAUGUUGAACUGAUGUUGAGUUUAAUGUCCGUAGUUAAAGUCAAGCAGUUAGCAAAUAAAUAAAAGCAAUCAGCCUUUAUUCUCAAAGUUUGGUUUAGAUACAGGCUUCUUUCUAAAUUAUAACAAUCCAUAAAUUAUCUGAAUUUUAUGUCUUGUUCUUCAAAUUAGGGAGCUGUGUUAUCCUUUAAUGUGCCAAGAUUAUUUAAAGCAAAGGUCUUCCUUAGACAAUUAUUUAGCCUUAAAUAUAGAAAGCUAAAAAGUUAAGUACAUACAUAUUCUCCAUUUUGUGCUUGCAUUUUGCAUCAGGUCAUAAGGGUAAAAGCAGUUAGUUGUAUUGUGGAGUUUUGCAUGGGUGCAGUUAACAAUGGAUGUUUCAUCAACUGAGUUUAAUUUAGUAUUCUCUCUUCAUUCUAUUUAUUUGGUCUUGAAAUAAAUUCUUUUGCAUUCAUUUAAAUAUUAGGAUUGAUCAGGAAAUAGUGUUUGUAAUCUACACGUUUAUUUGAGCCUUACUUUAAAAAUAUUUCUGAACAGAGAUUUAAGCUCUGUCAGUAUUUUCAUUUACUGAUAGUAUUUAUAUUUUAAAUAUGGCAUUGUAUAUUUCAUUAUUAUCCUUCAUAACAGAAUUAUAAUGAGAAUAUGAAUUUGUUAUUUUUCUUGUUGGUAGAUGUGAAAUGGUGCUUCAAAAAAUAUAUAGUCUUUCUGUAUGUCUCUGUGUGUGUAAGUAUGUGUGUGUGUGUGUACACAUAUUUUAAAGUAUGAAUUGGUCCUUUAAAAACAGGCCUGCCAUCUGAAAAUGGGAAAUUGAGACCUGAGACCUGCUAAAGCAUAGAAGAACUUGAUAUAGGUAGGGUUUUUUUUUUUUUUUUUUUUUUUUAAUAGAUGGAGUCUGGCUCUGUUGCCCAGGCUGGAGUGCAGUGGCGCGAUCUCAGCUCACUGCAAGCUCCACCUCCCGGGUUCAAGUGAUUCUCCUGCCCCAGCCUCCUGUGUAGCUGGGACUACAGGCACGUGCCACCACACCUGGCUAAUUUUUGGUACUUUUAGUAGAGACGGGGUUUCACCGUGUUAGCCAGGAUGGUCUUGAUCUCCUGAUCUCGUGAUCCACCCGCCUCGGCCUCCCAAAGUGCCAGGAUUACAGGCAUGAGCCACCGUGCUUGGCCUAGGUACAGGUUUUUAAAAGCCCCACAGAAGUUUAUAAUACA
Messenger RNA from Pan troglodytes (chimpanzee), 8814 nucleotides. RefSeq names its product upstream transcription factor family member 3 (gene USF3). Gene Ontology annotation, biological process: negative regulation of epithelial to mesenchymal transition; positive regulation of transcription by RNA polymerase II. The coding region runs from base 433 to 7155 and encodes 2240 amino acids. The transcript has 7 exons. NCBI's taxonomy places the organism in Eukaryota, Metazoa, Chordata, Mammalia, Primates, Hominidae. Gene Ontology annotation, molecular function: RNA polymerase II transcription regulatory region sequence-specific DNA binding; protein dimerization activity; DNA-binding transcription activator activity, RNA polymerase II-specific. The record is from RefSeq and is a predicted model, not a curated record.